Strongyloides ratti is the source of this 1320-nucleotide messenger RNA. Its product is annotated as Speckle-type POZ protein. Gene Ontology annotation, cellular component: nucleus; cytoplasm. Gene Ontology annotation, biological process: regulation of proteolysis; proteasome-mediated ubiquitin-dependent protein catabolic process. The coding region runs from base 1 to 1320 and encodes 439 amino acids. The record is from RefSeq and is a predicted model, not a curated record. The transcript is spliced from 5 exons. NCBI's taxonomy places the organism in Eukaryota, Metazoa, Nematoda, Chromadorea, Rhabditida, Strongyloididae. Gene Ontology annotation, molecular function: ubiquitin protein ligase binding.
AUGUUUAAUCAACAAAAUUAUGGAAUAUCUGAAGAAAGUCACAUGAGUCAAACUGGAAAACUUGAGGUUGUUAGUAAACAAACGACUAAAGUAAUUGCUGUAUGUGCAAAAUUAGAAUGGAAAAUAGAUCAGUUUGAAAAAUUAAUGAAACUUUUCAAAAAUGGUCAAAGUCUUGUUAGUAAACAAUUUUCUUGUCCUCAAGCACCUAAUAUUAUAUGGGAACUUCAUAUAUAUCCUAAUGGUAAACGUGAAGAAGAUAUUGGAAAUGUCUCAUUUUUUUUAAGGCAAACAGGUUUAAGAAAUGAUGAUCCAUUAAUGACUGAAUUUCAAAUAUAUGCAUUAGCAGGAGGAAAUUCAAGAGUUAGUGUAUGUAGAGAUACAAAAGAUUUUGUCAGUCAACAGGGACGUGGUAAAUUUCAAGUAUCGCGUGAAAAAAUGAUGCCAUCAAUAAAAAUUGAUGGAUCAUUGGAUCUUGUUUGUGAAGUAGAAUAUCUUCCUCCUGAUUCAAAAAUUAUUGUAGAAGAAAGUACAAAUAAACGAUUUGACAAACUUGAAUUUGUAAAUAGUUCUAUGUACAAUGUAUUUGAUAACGUAAGAAGAAUGUAUGAAUCAGAAUUAUUUACAGACUGUGUAAUAAUUAUUGAAAAUAAAGAAUUUAAAGCACAUAGAUGUAUACUUGGACAACAUAGUGAAGUUUUUCGUUCUAUGUUAAAUCAGGGUGAUAUGACAGAAGGAAAAGAAGGAGUUAUAUAUAUAAAUGAUGCUAAUUGUGAAAGUUUUAGAGCAUUAUUGAAUUUUAUAUAUACAGGAUGUACAACUGGAAUUGAAGAAUUUGCAGAUGAUGUAUUAGUUGUAGCGGAUAAAUAUGCUGUGUUGCCAUUAAAAGAACACUGUGAACAAUUACUAGCUAAAAAUAUUAACGUUCGAAAUGUCACAAAACUUAUAAUUUUUGCUGAUACACACUCAGCUUUAACAUUGAAACAACAUUGUAUAACUUUUAUUGCACAUCGAUAUAAAGAAAUAUUGGAAUCAUGUGAUUGGAAAGAAUUAAAAAAAUGUAAUAAAAGUUUUGAAAGAUAUCCUCUAUUAAAAAGUGGUUAUGAUGAUGAUAGUCUUGGAAGUAUUCCAUAUUAUGGGCAGGUUACAUUUGUUCGUCAAACACCAUUUGGUUCUCCACAUUCUGCUUUUGAUGAUGAUGUUCAAUCAUCUUCAUUUGAAAGGGGACGUUCAUAUCCUAUUGAUAGAAUUAUUUUUGAUGAUGACGAUAUUGAUAGAAGGGAACCUUCUGGAAACCCACUACCAAAACGACGACGCUUUUAA